AAUGGCGGCAAAUAUUCGAAAGCGGAACUUUGACAGCUGACGUCAGUUGAGCGCCAACAGAAAUUUAAAGAAAUUUGACGGUGUUGUUUUGAUUCUUCAUUAUACUCAAUGUUGUUCGAUAAUUGUCGUUUCCAAGAUGGAUUUAGCGUGCAGCUACAAGGAAAAAGAUUUGUUAGACCUUUCGUUUUGUAUUCCUGAAGAAAUUCAGUUAAUUUUAGCUGGGAAGAAUUUAACAACCGUUGGUAAAGUAUUGAAAACAUCAAAGGUUGAUUUAAUAUCAUAUGGGUUAACUGAAGAAGAAGCUGAUAUGGUAAAGUCCAGCGUUUCGGUAAAUGUUCCCUGCACAACCUUCAUGACAGUACUCGAAUAUUCGUCAAUUUUGGCAACAAAAUGGCGACAUAUUACAUUCCGAUGUCCGGCCUUAGACAGAAUCACUUGCAACGGUCUGCCAUUGAGAGGAAUCACGGAAAUUGUCGGCGAAUCUGGAUGUGGCAAAUCUCAAAUCUGUUUACAAUUGGCUCUCAAUGUCCAAUUAUCACUGGCGGAUGGUGGUUUGGGGAAGUCAGCCGUUUACAUUUGUACAGAAGAUGUAUUCCCUUCAAAGCGACUGGUUCAAAUAGCAGAAUUCUACAAGAAGGAGUAUCGAUACGAUAAAUGGCUUGAUAACAUUUUUAUUGAACACUGCCCUGAUUCGGAUAAUUUGAUGAAUUGCAUUUGUAAUCGAUUGCCUAUAUUGAUGAAUAAACACUCCAUUGGCUUGGUCAUCAUUGACUCUAUUGCGGGUGCAUUUCGAAUCGACGGUGAUGCAAUCAUUCGUGCUGAUAACAUGCGGAAAUUAGUUUUCAAACUUCAAGAACUGGCGGAUGAACAUGAAUGUGGCAUUGUUUGUGUUAAUCAGGUGACUGCUUCGAUGAAUGAGACUAUACGGAACAGGUGUGUACCCAGUUUGGGUCUUGCCUGGAGCAAUUUAGUUACAACUCAGUUGAAAAUUCGAAAAACUUACAAGCAAGUAUCGAAACUGGAGGAUUCAACAAUUCUAAGCACUCCAAUCAAAGUACGGAGCAUAGAAAUUGGAUUCUCACCAGAGCUACCAAAUUCAUUUGCCGAAUUUAUCAUUACGGAGCAAGGGAUAUGUGAUGUGCCGAGGAAUUAAUGGCACUAGCAAAACGCACAAUUAUAUUUUGUAUAUAAUACAUGUAAAACAGUAGAAAAAAAACCGUUUAUUUUAACCACAAAGAAAACAUGUAUCAUUUUAAAUCAUCCAACAUGAAAA
Messenger RNA from Sitodiplosis mosellana (orange wheat blossom midge), 1273 nucleotides. Its product is annotated as DNA repair protein XRCC3. Gene Ontology annotation, biological process: resolution of mitotic recombination intermediates; telomere maintenance via recombination; double-strand break repair via synthesis-dependent strand annealing. Gene Ontology annotation, molecular function: ATP binding; ATP-dependent DNA damage sensor activity; ATP hydrolysis activity. Gene Ontology annotation, cellular component: replication fork; Rad51C-XRCC3 complex. The record is from RefSeq and is a predicted model, not a curated record. The transcript has 5 exons. NCBI's taxonomy places the organism in Eukaryota, Metazoa, Arthropoda, Insecta, Diptera, Cecidomyiidae. The coding region runs from base 137 to 1153 and encodes 338 amino acids.